Messenger RNA from Hyaena hyaena (striped hyena), 993 nucleotides. RefSeq names its product serine protease 48 (gene PRSS48). Gene Ontology annotation, molecular function: serine-type endopeptidase activity. Gene Ontology annotation, biological process: proteolysis. Lineage: Eukaryota; Metazoa; Chordata; Mammalia; Carnivora; Hyaenidae. The record is from RefSeq and is a predicted model, not a curated record.
AUGGGCCCUGCUGGCAGUGCCUUCCUACUGUCUCUUCCACUGGGGUCUUGCCCAUGCUCUUCUCCCAAAAAGAAAGAUCUACAGUCAGUGUGUGGACGACCUGUAUAUUCAGGUCUUGUUGUGGGUGGCCAUGAUGCUGUUCCAGGGCCCUGGCCUUGGCAAGUCAGCGUGCACCUGCACCAGGCCCAUGUCUGUGGAGGGUCUCUCAUCAGUGACAGGUGGAUACUGACAGCAGCACACUGGGUAAAAAUGAGCUGGAUUCCUUUCUUACACAGUGUACGGCUGGGAUCAAUUCACAUAGGCCAUCCAAACCAAAGUGUGAAGCGUCGUGUGUUCAAAAUUAUCAUCCAUCCCCAAUUUCAACAUCUAACUGCAGACAUUGCCUUGUUGAAAUUAGUCUCUAGAGUUACCUUUACUUCUUUCAUCCUGCCCAUUUGCUUGCCCCGCAUUACAAAGCGGUUGACACUUCCAAGCUCUUGCUGGGUCACUGGAUGGGGAAAGGUUACGGAAAGUGAAGGUUGAUUAUUCUUCCACACUCUCCAGGAAGCAGAAAUACCAAUCUUUGCCUGCCAGGCCUGUGAACAACUCUACAACCCAACUGGUUCCAUGCUGCCAGAGUUGGAGCAAGUUAUCAAAGAAGAUGAGAUAUGUGCUGGUGAUUCAACUAUCAUGAAGGAUAGUUGCAAUGGUGAUUCUGGAGGGCCUCUGUCAUGUCAUAAUAAUGGUAUAUGGAUCCAGAUAGGAUUGGUAAGCUGGGGAACAGGCUGUGCUACAUCUCUCCCUGGAGUCUACACCAGCAUGAUCUACUAUCAAAAAUGGAUUAAGACCACUAUCUUAAGAGCUGAGGUCUUGGGUGCCAACAAUUUGGACAUAUCUAACUUCCUGUUCCUUAUUGUACUGCUCUCUCUAGCUCUCCUGAGACCCUUUUGUGUCUCUGUGCCUAACAUUUUAAGGAAAGUAGACAGUAUAGCUAAAGCCACUGACCAACUAUAG